Aspergillus melleus is the source of this 1004-nucleotide messenger RNA. It is a transcript of the gene TIM23, whose product is annotated as protein transporter TIM23. Gene Ontology annotation, cellular component: TIM23 mitochondrial import inner membrane translocase complex; mitochondrial inner membrane. Gene Ontology annotation, biological process: protein import into mitochondrial matrix. Gene Ontology annotation, molecular function: transmembrane protein transporter activity. The record is from RefSeq and is a predicted model, not a curated record. Bases 137 to 778 code for a protein of 213 amino acids. NCBI's taxonomy places the organism in Eukaryota, Fungi, Ascomycota, Eurotiomycetes, Eurotiales, Aspergillaceae. The transcript has a single exon.
AAACUGAGGUUAUCCGUGAAACUCGUGCCGGCUGGCUGAAUCGACCGUCUCAUCCCCCCUUCCCCACCCAUUUUCUUUUGUUUCUUGACUGUAUUCUUUUAAUUUAAUAUUUUCUCCCACCCUCUUCUUCUUCACAAUGUCCAUCUGGGAUUCGUUCGGUGGCCGCAAGCAGUCCAAGGGCCCCGAAUUCGACGCCUCGUCCGCCCCGGAUGCCAGCUCCUUCUUCUCAGACGUCGCCAUCCCCGACCCGACGCAGCUUCAUCCUCUGUCCGGCUUGAACCAAGAUACCCUUGACUACAUUACUCUCGAAGAUUCCGCCCUCGACGAGCUGCCCGGCUCGCGAUCAGUCCUUCCGUCCCGAGGAUGGUCCGACGACCUGUGUUACGGCGCCGGCACCACCUAUCUCGCUGCGCUGACUGUGGGAGGAGCCUGGGGUCUGGCCGAAGGAUUGAAUAAGACCCCCGUGACCGCGCCCCCCAAGAUUCGACUGAACGGCGUCCUGAACUCGAUCACGCGACGAGGUCCGUUCCUCGGCAACUCCGCCGGCGUGGUAGCCAUGGUAUACAACGGUUUCAACUCCGGGAUUGGCUAUGCUCGCGGCAAGCACGACUCUGCUAACAGCAUUGUGGCCGGUGCCUUGAGUGGCAUGAUUUUCAAGAGUACCCGGGGCCUGAAGCCGAUGAUGAUCUCCGGUGGCAUCGUGGCGACGAUCGCCGGUGGCUGGGCGGUUUGUGCACCCUGGCUUGUUCUUAAAUCUCUCUCGCUCCAAUGGUAUUGAUCGCUAACUGAGGAACAGGUCGUGAGAAAGACUUUCUUCUAAUCGCCAACUUGCCCGAAUCCCUCGCAGAACGAGCCGAGUCAACCUCCUUAUGUCCACCGUCGUUUUCAGCAAAGCGGGAGGGUGUUGUAUUAUUUAACUCUUCGUUUUUUUUUUUUUUUCUUCUUUUUCUUGUUCACGCUGUAUUAGAACGAUUCUUUUUUCGUCCUCGAAUAUCUUCGCUCCG